AUGGUGCUGCGGGUGCCAACAAGCGAUGGAAAAAUCUCGAAGAAUAAACAUGGUAUAACAUUUCACAGGUUCCCCCAAGAUAAAACCAGAAAAGGCCAGUGGGAGAUUGCAGUAAAUCGUGAACAAGGAUGGCGUGCCACACCCUCAAGUACAGUAUGCUCUGAACAUUUCAAUGCCAAUGAUUUCUACUUAACAGACAGUGGUUUACGGAGGCUUUCAUUGACUUCCAUCCCUUCAAUUAAUAUAUCUCCUUGCCAAGAUGAGGAGCCCACUAUAUGUGUUAUGGAUCCUGGUGACAUAAAGCCCACGGACUCUGAAGAAAGGGCGUCCAUAGUAGAUCGCCAUCGCAUCUCGCUCCAUGUCAGUCCGAUGCUCGCUGCUUCUGCCAAUACGGUGCGUCGCCAGGUUUGCCAAACCGACCCAAAACCCGUUGCACCAAAGAAACUGUUUAUCGCAAUUUUAAAUAGUGACUUAUUACAUGCUAAGCGG
Molecule: messenger RNA, 489 nt
Organism: Iphiclides podalirius (scarce swallowtail)
Lineage: Eukaryota; Metazoa; Arthropoda; Insecta; Lepidoptera; Papilionidae
Source: the annotation of a GenBank genome assembly